This is a messenger RNA of Stegodyphus dumicola, 2518 nucleotides long. Its product is annotated as zinc finger protein 85-like. The record is from RefSeq and is a predicted model, not a curated record. Lineage: Eukaryota; Metazoa; Arthropoda; Arachnida; Araneae; Eresidae.
UGGUGAGGUAUGUGAAAAGUUAUUUAGAGAAAAUUGCAUUUUAAGUUGUAGAUUGUAGAGAUACAGUGCUUGUUCACACAGUAGAAAAUGCAUGUGUAAUAUAUCUAAAUUAUUUAGUAGAAAGCACAAUUUAAACAUAUAUAUGCAUAUUUACAUUGGAAAGAAACCCACUAUUUGUGAAGUCUGUAACAUUUCAUUUAGGUUUAAGGGUAAAUCAUGUAAAUGCAUGUUUAUGCCUAGUGGAAAGAAACUUUGCAUCUGAAGUUAUGUGUUAGUCAUUUAGAAAAGAGUAACAUGUUUAUUCUGAUGGGUGAGAAACCUCAUAUGUGUGAGGUAUGUAAACAAUCAUUUAAAGACAAAUGUGAUUUAAAUAGACAUAUGCUCAUUCACACAGAGAAACCUCAUUUAUGUGAAGUAUGUAAUAAGUCAUUUAAAAAUAAGAGUUACUUAAGUGUUCAUAUGCUCAUUCAUACAGGUGAAAAACCUCAUUUAUGUGUAGUAUGUAAGAAAUCAUUUAGACAAAAGUGUGAUUUAUAUAAACACAUUGGUAGUCAUACAGGAGAAAAACGUCAUACAUGUGAUGUAUGUAAAAAAUUAUUUAGAAGAAAGCAGAAUUUGAAUGUUCAUAUGCUUAUUCACACUGGAGAGAAACCUAAUAUGUGCAAGGUAUGCAAUACUUCAUUUAGAUUUAAAUUUUCUUUACGUUCACAUAUGCUUAUUCACACAGGAGAGAAAGUUCACAUAUGUGAGAUAUGUGAAAGGUCAUUUAGUCGUAAGGCUUACUUAAACUCACAUUUACUUAUUCACACUGGAGAGAAGCCUUACAUGUGUGAAAUAUGUAACAAAUCAUUUAGAGUAAAGAGUGGUGUAAAAUCACAUAUGCGUACUCAUGCAGAAGAGAGGCCUUAUGUAUGUGAAGUGUGCAACAAAUCAUUUAAAUUCAAGGAUUAUUUAAGCAAACAUAUGCGUAUGCACACUGGAGAAAAACCUUAUGUGUGUGAGAAAUGCAACAAGUCAUUUAGAUUAAAGUGUAAAUUAAAUAACCAUAUGCAUAUCCAUACAGAUGAAAAACCUUGUGUGUAAGUUAAGCAACAGUUCAUUCAGAUUAAAAGUUUUGAACAAACAUUAUGCUUAUUCACACAGGAGUGACAAUGUAAGGUAUUAACAGUUCAUUCAGAUCGGAGGAUCCUUUAAACAAGUACAUGUUUAUUCUUACAGGACUCAAAAGUUGGUAUGUGAACUUCUCUACAAAUCACUUGAAUGAAUGCAUAGUUUGAAGAUAUAUGGGCUUCCCUGCUUAAAAUACAUUACCAGUGUGUCUUACUUUUUUGGAGAGAAAGCUUCUUUAAUGAGAAUAUUUGCUUAUGUAUGCUGGAAAGAAUUGUCUGUACAGCCGAAAAUUCUUUUUUACAGAAAUUUGGCAACCAGCUCUACGAUGGAGGAGCCAUGCAUCUAUUUUAAUAUUAUUUCUUCCUGCUUUUAAUUCUGAGGAAAAUUACUAUUCAGUAGAAUUUUUCAGUUUUGUUUCUGAGCAUUUCAAUUCAUGGAAAAUACUUUACCUUAGAGGUACGAACAAAAAACAUAAUUACGUGUUUAACAGAGAAGGGUGGCUACCUCUGGCAGUAAUUUGAUACAAUUAGUUUUUCUUUAUUUUGGAUGGAAAAUGCUUUGCAAUAUCUUUUAAAAUAGCUUUGAAGUUUUUUUUUUUUUUUAUUCCUAAGGUACAACUCUCCCCUUCCACAUCAACACUGCUAAGUAGAGUUUCAAAUGGUGUCUUACUACAUACCCCCCCCCCCCAAUUUUUUUUUUUUUUUUUUUUUGUUCUGCCAUUUUAAAGAACCCCAUAUCAGCUCGAUAGUUUGUGAACUCCAGAAUGCAGAUUCACAAAAUUAAAUUCAUAGUUCACUUUAAAGAGCUCAAAACUAGCCUUUUGGGAUUCUGUUUUAGAGGCGGUGCAGGAGUCUCGAUAAAUAGUAUCUUUUUUUGAUAUUUUCUUUCACUACAUUUAACAAAAAUGUGGCUUUUCGGUUGGGUACUGUAACAAGAAUGAUUUCUUAAGUUUCCCAUGUCUUUCAAAUGUCACAAUGCAUUCUUCAAUCGACUUAAAUAAAAUUUCAUUUCAUGUAAAUUCAAACAUUGAUGGUUAGUUACCCAGCAGUAUGUUAUGCUCUUGUAAGGAACUAAUAGCAUCACUGUCAUUAUUCGGUAGCUGUCGCAGAUCCAUGAUUGAACUUUAAACUUUGAACAAAAAACUCUGUUCGUAAAAUUUCUGCUUAUGGGUGUUCUUAAAAUUUAUCAAUGGCAUAUGGUUGCACUAGUGAUUAAUUUGUAUUAUGUUGCCAUAGCUGGCAACUAGUAGCUCUUUACAGGUAAAUUUUGGCAUUUUCUCUGUUAACAUACAAGUGCUCAAAAAAUUGCUUAACCUUCUUGAAUAUAGUUAUGUAAGUCUGAAGACAAAAGAAUUUAAAACUUCAUUAGAAAUUUAAAAUUUUAAAAAUAAAAUUUAUGUUUUUAUGCA